GUUUUCGCUGCCUGACUUCGUGUGUUCUGCGCAUGAGUCGCCCGAUCAAUGUUUGGCAGACCUCGUGCGGAGGAAGGAGAAACUGAAAUUCACGCACACGCCAUUUUGGAUGAAGACAACAGCUAAGAGCUCAAAGGAGCUAAACUUUAUCCCUCACCAUCCUUGGGUUUUGGUGUGUAAAAGAUGGAGCAAUCGUACGGGAUUGGUAUAACAAAUCGUUUCGAUCUCUUUCUUGAUGAAGGAGACGAUCCUUUGGAGGUUUUGAAGAUUCAGGAGCAAGAAAAGGAGGCGAAGAAAAAGACCAAGAUCUCUGAAAAGGAAAACAAGGGCAAACCUGAAAUCAAGGCUAAAGUAGCUCCCAGCGAAAGGAAAGGAAUCAAGGAAACCUCCAACGUGAAGACCCCAAGCAUCGGAAAACCCAAGGAAGGUUUGAAGGGAAAGGAGCCCCGCAUCGGUGGCCCCAGACCUGAUGGUCCACGACCUCCUCGUGGAGACCGUCCAGUGGGAGACAGGCCAGAACGCAAUGAUAGAACGGUGAAGUUCUCUUCUGAAUCACGCGAAGAGAGGAACAACAGACAAAACCGUGAAGACCGACCCUUCAACCAAUCUGGUGGCGACUUCUUCUCCAGGGACCGUGACUCAGCACCUCGUGGUGAUGGCGAACGCUUUGCUCCUCGUGGCCGUGGUGGCAUGGGCAGAGGAAUGGGCCGUGGUAUGCGAGGAGGCAGAGGAGGCUAUGACAACCGAGGCAAACGUGAAUUUGACCGCCAAUCUGGCAGUGACAAGACUGGUACUUUCAGGGGGGUGAAGGCUGUCGACAAACGCGAAGGAGGAGGCGCACACAACUGGGGAAGUCACCGUGACGACAUUGAGGAAUUGAACUCAUCUGCCACGGAGAAUCCUGACUGGUCUGAGGCUAAGCCAGAGGACACCAGUGUUGAAGCUGUGUCUGAGCCUAAGGAGGGAGAGGCUCUUCCUGCUGCUGCUGCCACUACUGAGGCCGGUGAGGAAGCUGUUCCAGCUGAGGAAGAACCCCAAGAAUUGACUCUUGAUGAAUGGAAGGCACUACAGAAGUCCCGCUCCAAACCCCAGUACAACUUGCGCAAGGCUGGUGAAGGUGAAGACCCAUCACAAUGGAAAAAGAUGUAUGCCCUUGACAAGAAAAAGGAAGAACUUGAAGCUGAGGAAGACGAAGAGUUGGAGGAAUAUGAUGUCUCCGCUGAGUACCCCCAGAGGGUCGGACGUCUGAAGCAUGUUCUGGAUAUCGAAGUGGUCUUCGGCGACAGCCGUCGCGGCGGACGUGGUCGCGGUAGGGGUGGUCCCCGCGGCAUGGGUCGUGGGCGGGGUGGUCCUGCUGGCGAACCUCGUGGACCUCCUCGCGAGCGUGAAUUCGAUGCUACUUCUUACAAUGAGAAUUAUCAGAGCAGAAUAGGAUUGCGGGGCAAGCCCCGCGGUCCUCCUCCCGGUGGUCCGGUUGCUGCUGGACCUGCUGGACCUGCUCCCAUGCGCCGCAACGAUUUCAACAAGCCCCAUGCUCGUCCACCCAAGGUCGACGAUGAGCACGACUUCCCCUCUCUGGGCUAAGGCUGCUCGCUUUCCGCUUAUAGGAUGAAAAACGUUCGGUCGCUACAGGCAGGGUCGCUAGUCAGCUCUUGACAAGAAUCCUAUUUUUGGACCGCCUGAGGAGUGAACUGUUAGAGUGGUCUUAAUUAUUCUCGACUCACAAUUAAUAAUGGAUCUUGCAAUUAACUCAUGCCACAAUCAUUUAACAUCAUUGAUGUGUCCAUCAUUCAUUUUAUCCAAACUCAUCUCAUAAGUGAGUUGUGGUUGUGAGACCCAUUAUCAGGCUGUCUACAUAGUAGUGUUGGACUGAAUCCGGUUACAUUUUGUAGCUAUGGUUUACUUGGUCCAUGCAGUUUUUGUGAUAUAUAUUUAAAUUAAUGCCAAACCCACUCGAUAUCACCCGAAGUACGGUUCUUGUCUCAUGAACUGCCAAAUGGUUUACAGAAAAGAUUGGUCGUCAAAUGUACCCAGUGUUAGGUAUUUGCCAUGUGCAGUCUGGAAUAGCCUCAACUUGUGUGCGUGUUCUUUUUUUUUUUUUGCUAGUUUAAAAAAUUUUAAUUGUGUGCACACUUUUGGGGUGUUAAGGAAAAGUAAUUUUGUACUGUAAAUCAUCGUCACUCACCUUCAGCCCUGUUCAGAAUUAAUGCAUUUGGUGAUACAAAAUAACUUAACACUUUAAAUGAUUUUUGUGAACAUGGCUGGUUAUUUGUACAUGCAUUUGCCAUGUAAUAGGCAUUUUUAUGCUAAGGCCUGGUCUGAGACCAGUUAUGGACGGUGGUUGUCUUCUGUGGAUGCAAGAAUAGGGUUUGGAGAAAUCCUCUAGGAUUGUUUUAUUGUUAGCUGAUUUGGCAGCUAUCUGGCUGCUGUGUGUCUGUGGUAAUCCGCUUGUUUCUGCUAUACUUUUGUAUUCAUGAGCUCUAGGUAGUAAAUUGAGUGAAGAUGUAUUGUUGCCAAUAAACUUUAGAUCGAAAGAUGGUA
Messenger RNA from Frankliniella occidentalis (western flower thrips), 2541 nucleotides. RefSeq names its product plasminogen activator inhibitor 1 RNA-binding protein. The transcript is spliced from 9 exons. The record is from RefSeq and is a predicted model, not a curated record. Gene Ontology annotation, cellular component: cytoplasm; nucleus. The coding region runs from base 184 to 1584 and encodes 466 amino acids. Lineage: Eukaryota; Metazoa; Arthropoda; Insecta; Thysanoptera; Thripidae. Gene Ontology annotation, molecular function: RNA binding.